Xyrauchen texanus (razorback sucker) is the source of this 1698-nucleotide messenger RNA. RefSeq names its product mediator of RNA polymerase II transcription subunit 29. Gene Ontology annotation, biological process: regulation of transcription by RNA polymerase II. Gene Ontology annotation, molecular function: transcription factor binding; transcription coregulator activity. Bases 78 to 659 code for a protein of 193 amino acids. The record is from RefSeq and is a predicted model, not a curated record. Gene Ontology annotation, cellular component: mediator complex. Lineage: Eukaryota; Metazoa; Chordata; Actinopteri; Cypriniformes; Catostomidae. The transcript has 4 exons.
CAGAAGAAGAAGAAGAAGGAUUCAUGCCGUCCAGCGUCCUCUAGCGGAUAUCGGUUUCCUCUAGCGGAAGUUGUUGAAUGUUUAGUUUAUUAUUCAUAUCAACAAUGGCGUCGCAGCAGCAGCAGAUGGGCACUAACAAUCCUCAGAUGGCAGCACAAGCGGCAAUUUUACAGCAGACUCAAGCACAGCAGCCACAACAGCAACUCAGUCAACAGCAAGAUUUUGACCCCGUUCACAGAUUCAAAAUGUUGAUUCCACAACUCAAAGAGAGUUUACAGAAUGUCAUGACCAUCGCUUCCUUAAAUUUUGGACAUAAUACGGCAAUUGACAACGGUCAACGAACAACAGAGAAGGGUAAUGAUGCAGCCAUGCAGCGGUUUGACAAGAGUUUGGAGGAGUUUUAUGCCCUUUGUGAUCAGCUGGAGCUCUGUCUGCGGCUGGCCCACGAGUGCCUCUCACAGAGCAUCGACAGCACAAAGCAUUCUCCCAAUCUUGUACCUACAGCCACCAAGCCAGACACAGUGCAAACAGAGUCUCUGUCUUACUCACAGUAUCUAAGUAUGAUAAAAUCACAGAUUUCAUGUGCUAAAGACAUCCAUAAUGCUCUUUUGGAGUGUUCAAAAAAGAUUGCUGGAAAAGGCCAGGGAGCUUCUAAUUAGUAAUUGACAAAUGUAUUUAUUUUCCAUAAAUAUGUCUUUGUGUUUUUCAUAACCUUUUGAUGCUGUUUGAUAAAUAUAUUUUUUAACUUUUCAAUUGGAUUUGUCUGUUUACUUUAGCUAUUGUGACCCAAAUAUUCUUGAAUGGCAUAUAUGUUUUGUAGUGCAUUACAAUUAUUUUGCAGUCAAUCAAAUUAGCUAGAUAACUGGCAGAUGUAUGUGCUUUUCUCUAUGGAAUUAGUUGUUACAAAAAUAACAAGAGUAACCUCUUAACUGUACUUCCUACAUUGCAAUUUGGUACCUUUACUGUACCAGAGUAAUUUUUCUCUUUAAAAAGCUGUACAAUCAGUCAAUAAAUUAAAUUAAAUAAUUAAUAGCCUACUUCCAGUUGGGUUGUGGGGCACCAAAUUUAAAUAUUUUAACUUAACACAAAAAUAUCACUUUGUAGUUAUUGGAGGCUAAUUGUAUCACUGCAUUACAUUUUCCAAACACUAACAUAUAAUACAGAAUUGCUGGUAAGCCAGUAUUCACUAGGGUUAAUUGACUAGGUCAAGUGAUAUUGUUAGUUUAUUUUCUGAAGUUUAAAUAUAUAUGUGUGUGUGUGUGUGUAUGUGUGUAUGUGUGUGUGUGUGUCUAUAUAUAUAUAUAUAUAUAUAUAUAUAUAUAUUCUGAAUCCUCUUGCUCCAGCACAAGAGUGAAUGAGUGUAUUAAGCAGUCCAACAGAGUACUUAUCAUCAAGCAGCUUCUUAUUAAUGACUUGCAGUAACGGGUCUCACUUAAAAUAGAAAUAAACUCUUGUUUAUCUGACUCACAUACUUAAGCCAAUAAUUUAGUAGGACACAAGAGUUUGGUAAUGGAAAACCUGGAAAUAUCAGGGAUUUUUAAAAUGGUGUUUUCCAAGCCUGGAAAAGUCAUAUAAAUUAAUGACAUCUCAAAAGUCAUGGAAGUUUCUAUAGAGAUUUUUUUCAAUCUAAUUUUUCACUCAAAAGUAUUUAUGAGCUCGAUUUUUUUUUUUAUUGCUUUUGUGUAUAUAACAUGCUUG